UUUUAGUUUUUCUUUAAUUAAAAAUUUAGAAAUUGGCCGCUACUGCAAAGUAUGUCUUACAUAGUAAUAAUGUUAUGUUAAAGAACUAAAUCAGGACACGAAUUUUCACCAAUAAGUCUUACUUAACCUAACUUUAUUCAUAAAUUUUGAAAUUGAAACAUAGAAGACGAGGAAAUUCUCGAUUGACGCAUGAAGUUUGAGAUAACGUCACAUGCCCGGUUACGUAUUCGACUUGCUGCGGUUCUGAAGCCUUUCUACCGAUAAACAGCACUUCUAACACGCCUUCGACCUCAGUCACCUUGAAAAAAGUAAGCUACAGUAGCCUGGAACAGCCAAGAUAAGGUACAACUUUCCUAGUCUUUCAAAACCCCAUAUAGUAUGGCUUCGAGGGGCACAAUAACCAUGAAGAACAUGACCACAUUAGGUAAAGUACUGAGCAGAAGAAACUUCUCCACUUCAAAGGCUUUGGGAGCCAAACAGCUUACAGUAAGAGAUGCCCUGAACUCAGCUAUCGAUGAAGAAAUGGAAAGGGACGAAAGAGUUUUUGUUAUGGGUGAAGAAGUAGCUCAGUACGAUGGGGCUUACAAAGUUACAAGAGGACUGUGGAAGAAAUACGGAGACAAAAGAGUUAUUGAUACCCCUAUAACUGAAAUGGGCUUUACAGGUAUCGCCACGGGGGCGGCUAUGGCAGGCCUCCGCCCCAUCUGCGAGUUCAUGACCUUCAAUUUCGCCAUGCAAGCCAUAGAUCAAAUCAUCAAUUCGGCGGCAAAAACUUUUUACAUGUCUGCCGGUAGAGUAAACGUUCCUAUUGUAUUCCGGGGCCCUAAUGGAGCUGCAGCAGGUGUGGCAGCUCAGCACUCUCAGUGUUAUGGCGCGUGGUAUGCUCACUGUCCUGGUCUCAAAGUAAUCUCCCCCUACACAUCCGAAGACCACAAAGGUCUUCUCAAGGCAGCUAUUAGGGACCCAGAUCCUGUGGUCUUUCUAGAAAACGAAUUAUUGUACGGUGUUGCCUACCCAAUGUCUGAUGAGGCGCUAGGAACGGAUUACUUGUUACCCAUUGGCAAAGCGAAAGUCGAAAGACCAGGUAAACACGUAACUAUCGUAGCACAUUCUAAGGCUGUCGAGACGUCGUUAGAAGCUGCAAAAACCUUGGCAGGUAAAGGUAUCGAAGCUGAAGUAAUCAAUUUAAGAUCUUUGAGGCCUCUAGACUUUGAAACCAUUAUAAAAUCGGUCGUCAAAACGAAUCACUUGAUCUCAGUGGAACAGGGUUGGCCGUCGUGCGGUAUAGGAGCUGAAAUUUUGGCUAGGCUGAUGGAAAGUGAAGUUUUCUAUCACCUAGACCAACCUGCUGUUAGAAUAACAGGUGCUGAUAUUCCCAUGCCAUACACAAAAAGUUUAGAAGCUGCAGCUUUACCGCGCCCCGAAGACGUGGUAGAAGCCGUGAAAAAAAUCCUCAAGGUCAAGUGAGCACGCCACUGCCAUAAAAAUGCUUUACCAAUCGAAAAACACGAACUGCUUCUUGUCAACAGACAACGUCAAAGUUAAAUGAUAAUACAAUAAGGGCCUUGUUACUGAACGUGCUCAUAUUUUACAUUAUUUCUUUUUACCCCCACUUUAUACAUACAUAUUUAUACAUAUUAUAUAUCACUAUUGUGUUGUUAAUGUUAUUUUUCUAGAUUUAUUUUUGUUAAAAAUGUAUCAAUUUUCAUCGAAAUCGUCGAAUGGUGUCACUGCCAAGGCCCUACUCUUUUUUGUUGAUAUUGUGUAAAAAAGAUUUUUCUGUUUUAUAUAUAUUUAUUUUAAGAAUUGUACAAAAUAGGGAAAUUAAUAAAUAAUUUGUUCUGUUUUA
This is a messenger RNA of Sitophilus oryzae (rice weevil), 1849 nucleotides long. Its product is annotated as pyruvate dehydrogenase E1 component subunit beta, mitochondrial-like. Bases 379 to 1467 code for a protein of 362 amino acids. Gene Ontology annotation, molecular function: pyruvate dehydrogenase (acetyl-transferring) activity. The transcript has 8 exons. Gene Ontology annotation, biological process: pyruvate decarboxylation to acetyl-CoA. The record is from RefSeq and is a predicted model, not a curated record. Lineage: Eukaryota; Metazoa; Arthropoda; Insecta; Coleoptera; Curculionidae.